Messenger RNA from Phasianus colchicus (ring-necked pheasant), 398 nucleotides. Lineage: Eukaryota; Metazoa; Chordata; Aves; Galliformes; Phasianidae. The record is from RefSeq and is a predicted model, not a curated record.
GCAGGUCCCCACCCCACAUCCAUGAUAUCCCCACCCCACAUGGAUGCCCUCCCCCCACUCUUUUUUACACCCCGCCGCCCCGCAGGGCAUCGGCUGCUACAUGUUCCGCAUCGACGACGCGGAGGUGGUGGACGCCACGAUGCACGGCAGCGCCGCGCGUUUCAUCAACCACUCCUGCGAGCCCAACUGCUACUCGCGGGUCAUCCACGUGGAGGGGCACAAACGCAUCGUCAUCUUCGCCCUGCGCCGCAUCCUGCGGGGCGAGGAGCUGACCUACGACUACAAGUUCCCCAUCGAGGAGCCCGCGGCCAAGCUGCCCUGCAACUGCGGGGCCAAGCGCUGCCGCCGAUUCCUCAACUGAGGGAAGGGGGUGGGGGGUGGUGGUGGAUGGGGGUCUU